AGCUCGCCAUCAUCACUUGCCUCAGAGUCGAUGGUUCAGGGUGGACGGGUAGUUGCAUGUCCUCGUAGAUCGGGGGCUAGCACCGUUUACCGUGGACAGAAUUUUAUGAAACUCGAUAGUUUGAUAAAGGAUAAGCUUGUUUAUGUCUUCCGUGAAAUUCACGGCGAUACGUUAAUUUUUACAGAUUUUGUGAACCGCUGAAUGAGGGGAUCACGACCGGAGGAACGAACCGACGGUUCGACCCGGUAUCGCCUUUACUCGGUUGGUUCGGUUUGCAGGCCCCACAAAUCCGCUGCAACAAAACUACUCUUUGUGUGCUCCACAUAUUGCCGUCCCGGGCCGCAGCAUGCUCAGGUUCCUCACACAGAAACUCAGACCACUAUCCAUCAACGAGGUGCAGCCGCUAGAAUCUUCGGGAGAACUAGAAGAUCAAGGCUACAGCAGCACGGAUUCAGAGAGUGGCAACGUUGAACUGGAGGGACUAGACAGGGGGAGGCAAUAUGAGGGAAAUGGUACCGACAGGGAAAGCCCCAAGUUGGAGGCGAAAGUGCCGAACCCCCAGCCCUCCCCAAACCAAGAGAACACACAGGCUUGGCCAGGGCCUUCUGCUAUCGGGACAGACUUACUCAGGGAUCGGAAAACAGACGCAGGCGAAUUCAUGUCCGUGGAUCGACACAGCUCAGAGGAAGAGCUUGAGCACAUUAUCAGAGAGAAGGAAAAUAUGGGAGAGAAGAGAAAGUGGUCACAGGUGAACCGAUGGAGUCUCAGCGGAGAUAGCUCAGGGUCUAGUGAUGAUGAAGUCAAGGACUUGAUGUGUGGCAAGGUCUCUUCUCCAGUUGUUUUUACGUCUUCCCCACCCAAGCGGCAUGUACAGAAAGUUUACCCCGCACAGGGCGAGAGGUCCCAGCUCUUCAUCGCCCGGGUGAGAACAGUGGAUGGCUGUGCCAGUCCCAGAAAGAGACAUCGACAAGCCUUCAGCGAAGCGCAAGUUCACGCCAUCACGGACCGGCCUAGUUUGGACUUUGAGAAAAUGCAGCAGCAGAUGCUCAUCAAGAAGCCGUGCACACAUGGAGUCCGCUCAAGAAUAGUCAAGAUUAGGACCAUCUCCAACAGAACGCCUCCAAGAAUCCUGUGUGAUCCUUCUGUCUUCUCCUUUCGGCCUCUGACAACUCUGAACCCACUAACACCAGUGGAGGAGCCAACUCCCACCUGUGCAUUCUAGAUUCUGGAGGGCAUGGAACAAGGUGGCCUGAUGCAUCAUGGUUCCAGGAGCAGUCAUGGUAUUGGGUGUUCUGUCAAUGCUGACAACCAACCGAGAUUUGCCCUCACAAGUCUGAUUCUACUCUGAGAUGUUAAGGGCUGAUGGCAGCAAUAUUCCUGGUCCGUGAAGACGUGUUUGAUCUCAGGUGUUAGUGCUGCCCUUACAUGUACCUGGGGUGUGCUGUGGCAACAGCCUUGUGUUUCAUGGCUGGAACCAACUGUCUGGAUGAGCAAGCCUUUCAGUAGUAACAUUCUUUAAACCUUAUCACAUUUAUACCUGUUUCUUUUUGGAAUUCUUCUUUUUGCUUGGUGGCAGCUAAUUGCGACUGUAGCAUCCUGUCAAUUUCUUUUCUCUCACCCUAACUAUUGAUAAGAAUGUAAAUUAUAAACUCCAUCUUGGCAAUCAUAGCUUAAAUCUACUACAGGAAGGUUUUUCUUUACCAAAACUCUGAUCCAAUAAUGCAAUGUACAUUGACUUGUCUGACAAUGAUGACGUUGGCAGUAGUAGCAUGGACUUUGUUGCUCUUGAUUUUUUCUGUUCAUAAAGAUAUUGUUAACUACUACAGAAAAAAACAUCAUGUUUCAAGUAUUUAAUUUCCAUGAUAGACUUUAUACAAAUACAUGUAAAUGGGAAAUGAUAUUCCUCUUUGUCUGAAGGAUACCUAUGUAGGCUUGCACAAAGACUAGUACAUGUACCUCGAUGUAAGAUUUUUACCACGUUUUUCUAAAGUGUAAAUCAACUUUUGCUAUUCCUCAUGUACCUUGCCUGUGAGAAAAGUGUGUUUGUCAAUUAGUGACACCUUGUGUUUUUUUGUGGAAGAGAAAAUCCCAGUUUGUGACAUGUUUACAUUCCCAAUGUUUUGCGAUCCUUGUGACUCAUCUAUUGUAGAAAGUUGUGUGUUGUCCUCUCUGGUGUAACAUAAUUCUAAUGCUGAGCAUGUUUCUAUGUCUGUUGGUUUGAGUGUACUUGCUUGAUUCAAGUUUCAACUUUGUUAUAAGUAAAAGAAAGAAAUAGGAAGUAUUAUAUGUUUGUGUAACACAUACAAAUCAGAUGUUAUUGUAGAUGGCGUGACUUUGACACAUGUAUGCCUUGAUGAGUACCUAGAUGUCAAUAUUAUACUGUAGUGUCAAAUUGUACUUCCUACAGUUAGUAUGAAAGAUAGAGAGACGAAAAACUGUACAGGAUAUGUCAAAGCUGAGAGGAUGGUGAAAGACUUGUAUAUUUUUAUGGACAGCACAAGGAGAAGGCUUGUAGGCUACCUUUGUAUAUCUCUGACCUAUUCCUGUUCAGUAACAGGAAACCUGCAGCCCCCACUUCUGAGUGGUGCCCUCUCAGCACCAUUGACAUUCACUUAUUGUGGACCUGUCCACUUUAUUGCAUAUGGAGGAACGGGAUCCUUGGGAACAACAAAUCAGAAAAAAAUACCUCAUCAACUCCUCAUGGCUUGUCCUGAUGUACUUAGAGGAGGAAAGACUUUGAUUGCUGCUGUCUGAAUGAAAGGAGGUUUACCUGUGGUCACAUGAUUGUCCUUGUCCACAACAUGCCAUUGCAGACAAACCUACUAAAUUCAGUUUUUGUUAAAUAAUGAGGAGACUUCACACUUUGCCUGGGGAGAGAGCCAUCAAAAUCUAGUUCCUGCCUGUCCUACACUUUCUUACCUUAGAUUACACUGUCCUACACUUUCUGACCUGACAAACAACACCAGUUGACAACAUUCGCAUAAGAAUGGGAAAUUUCUCUGCUGGUUUUUGAAAAGGAUAACCAAUUGCAAGUUCCCCAAUUUUUUUCUUUAUUAUUCAUUUUUGUUUUACCAUAUCAAAUCCAUUAUUUCUUUGCAUGUUAAGUUUGACCUGUCACACAUGUUGAAAGCUGUCGAGGUGUCUCUUUGUCAAAAUUGUUGAUUAACAUGACUUUAUUAAGAGCACCUAAUCAAUUGGCAUUACCUCUCAUGGCUUCUUCCCACAUAAUGUGAAUGGUGGCUUUCUUCUCAUUGUGUCAUUUCUUAGAUGCACAUUCCUUGAAUUUGAACUGCAAAGUUAAAAAGUUCCAUUGUUCAUGUGUAGUAUCAAAUUUUAUACACAAGACAACCACAGGGUUUAUUCUGGAGAACAUAUUACAUUAAACAUUUUAGAUGUAUGCAUUGCCUCAUGCUUAUUAUAGGUUGGACAUACUGGAUUGAGUGACCAUUCAUAACCAUUGCGCACAACAGCCCAACUUAAAUUUCCUGUUCAUUAAUGCAUUUUGACAGAGGAGGCAAAAACAAUAUACUGUUUAAAAUGAGAGUGGCUUUUGUCAUAAUUUCAUUCAUACACUGAUGAACUGAUGGUGAGCCAAGAUGGAACAUACUCCAAAGUCAUGAACUGUUGGCAGUGAAAAAAAAUUUCACAAACAGGUUUAUGUUAUUGAACUAACCAAACAGGAUGUGUGUGUGUGUGUGUUUGGAGGUGUGUUUGUGUAAGAAUGCUGGACAUUGUAAAAUAUGUUCAGUUGGUUUUGUAUUUACUGCAUGAGCCUGUAGAUUCUGAUAUGUUGCACCACUUGAUGAACUAGAUGUCUUAUACUUUUUCACAGUGUUUUUGUACAGAUGAUAGUGUAAAGGAAGUUAUUGAAUGUCACAAUGUUGGUUAGCACAAUUUGUGAUUUGUAAUUAUGUAUUUUCCAUUGUGCUGCCUAAGAAAUAAAGACUGAUUAAGGAGAAGUACAUGUAGGGUACACAGAGUGCUGUGUAUGUGUUCGAGGUUUGGCAGUGCUUACAGGUCUUCUUGAGUUAGUGUUAGCGUGAAGCGAUGAACUGUUUUGUACAUAGGUUAUGAGAGUCAGACAGACAGACAGCAGCAGUAUGUUUGAAAGGCGGGGUGUCAUCAGGAGGGGAGGUUUGAUUUAAAGUAUAUAUAUAUCUAUAUUUCUGAUAACAUUUUAUACCUUAGCUGGUAGUGCGUUGGACUGAUAUUGACCUUCCCACAUCAUUAUUUUUGAAGCGUCAGUUGGCUGUGAUCAA
This is a messenger RNA of Branchiostoma floridae (Florida lancelet), 4259 nucleotides long. RefSeq lists its product as uncharacterized. Bases 347 to 1222 code for a protein of 291 amino acids. Lineage: Eukaryota; Metazoa; Chordata; Leptocardii; Amphioxiformes; Branchiostomatidae. The transcript is spliced from 6 exons. The record is from RefSeq and is a predicted model, not a curated record.